AUGGAAUCGCAACCGACUUCAAAAGCUUUGCACCUCCGCAUAAACAAUGAUAUCUCCCAAUUGCUCCAGCGAUUCGAAAAUAUUAUGGCUACAACUACAGUCGAUAGUACCAGCCACACGACGACGGCUGUCGAAACGUACCAGCUUGAUGUUGAAUCCACAGCAUUGGUCCGCGCUGCGGAAGACAUCCUCUCCUUAACCCGAUCAUUGAAAGAAACAUGGCUGUUCGGGAAACUCGAUACUCUAGGUGAAGAUGAAUCGGAGACGAAGCGCAGAGAGGAAUUGGAGAGGGACGCUGCGGUUAUUCAGAAGGUCAUCGAGGAUGGUGGGAUAUUGAAGCCGGCGAAGCAGUAG
Aspergillus puulaauensis is the source of this 354-nucleotide messenger RNA. RefSeq names its product RNA polymerase II mediator complex head subunit MED22. The coding region runs from base 1 to 354 and encodes 117 amino acids. The record is from RefSeq and is a predicted model, not a curated record. Gene Ontology annotation, cellular component: mediator complex. Gene Ontology annotation, molecular function: transcription coregulator activity. The transcript has 4 exons. NCBI's taxonomy places the organism in Eukaryota, Fungi, Ascomycota, Eurotiomycetes, Eurotiales, Aspergillaceae. Gene Ontology annotation, biological process: regulation of transcription by RNA polymerase II.